AUGGAUUUGGAGUCCAAUUCGCUACCCCUCAAGCCACCGCUGACGGAUCAGAAUGUGCAAGAUGUGCAAGAUGCGCAGGAUCUCGCUGCCCUGGGCCACUCCCAGGCCCUGACGCGAAAAUUCGAUAUUUGGAGUAUGCUGGCGCUUGCCUUUUGUGUACUUGGAACCUACUCGACCUUCGCUCAGGAUCUCAGCAGUGGUCUGACCAAUGGUGGUGCCAUCACUAUCCUCUGGGGUCUGGUGCUGGUCACAGCAUGCAACCUCUGUGUUGCGCUCUCGCUGGGCGAGUUGACUAGCAGCAUGCCCACCGCCCUUGGUCAGGCAUACUGGGUAUAUCGACUGUGGAAUACACCACUAGGUCGAUUUGUUUCAUACAUGUGUGCAUGGAUCAAUACAUUUGGAUGGUGGACCUUGACUGCAUCACAGGUUGCCUUCAUGACUGAAUUCCUGCUAGGCAUGAAGACUAUGUUUGAUCCCGAGUGGGAUGGAGUCAACAAGGGCUGGCUCAAUUUUGUUGUGUAUAUCGGGGUGGUCUUCGUUCUGACCCUGGUCAACGUCGUCAGUUGCCGCAAGGAGAAGAUCCUACCCUGGCUUAACAACUUUGUUGGAGUGUGGUUCUUCGGCCUGUUUAUUGUUCUCUCUCUUGUGCUUCUUAUCUCGGUCGGAACCAAGAGUAAUCUGUCGUUCCAGCCCGCUUCAUUCGUAUUUGGCGCUUGGAAGAAUGAGACUGGCUGGGGCGACGGUGUGGUUUGGUUCACCGGGUUGGUACAAGCAGCGUAUGGUUUGACCGCGUUCGAUUCGGUCAUUCAUAUGGUAGAGGAAAUCCCUGCCCCUCGGAAGAAUGCUCCCCGAGUUAUCUGGAUGGCCGUUUUGUUCGGUGCCGUGACUGGAUUCAUUUUCAUGGUGGUCUGUCUGUUUUGCAUCCAGAAUGUGGACCGUGUCGUCAACGCCGACCUCCCCUUCAUGGAGCUUAUGAUUGAGACUGUUGGAGUGAAAGGGGCCGCAGUACUGAUUGCACUGUUCAUUUUCAACGGUGUAGGCCAGGGAAUCAGUAUCCUUACUACUGCCUCCCGUUUGACCUGGGGCUUUGCCCGUGACGGUGGUGUGCCUUUCAGCAAGUACUUCAGUCACGUCGACCCUGUGUGGCAGGUCCCUGCCCGCGCUCUCUGGGGUCAGGGCGUCGUCAUCGGUAUCGUUGGUAUCCUUUACCUAUUCGCCAACACCGUGCUCGAGGCGAUUCUCAGCGUCAGCACCAUCGCCCUGACUGUCUCGUACGCCAUGCCCAUUCUCGCCUUGCUCGUCACCGGCCGUGAGAAAUUGCCCCCGGGUCCAUUCAAGCUCGGUCGCAUUGGUCCGUGGUUGAACUGGGUCAGCAUCGUCUACUGUAUCAUCACUACCAUUUUCUUCCUGUUCCCUGGGGGCCCUAACCCAGCGCCCAGCGAUAUGAACUUCGCUAUUGCCGUCUUUGGCGUUAUGUUGGUCAUCGCUGUUGCAUUCUGGUUCAUUCAAGGCAACAGAACAUAUCUCCAAACUGAAGAUGCCAUCGCUUCGAUGGUCUACGCCCACCAUCUGGAAAUGAAUCAGCUCGGUGUUGAUGACCCGGUUCCGGCUGUUCAAGCUCCGGUCAUCGUUGAUAAAUAA
Molecule: messenger RNA, 1641 nt
Organism: Penicillium hordei
Lineage: Eukaryota; Fungi; Ascomycota; Eurotiomycetes; Eurotiales; Aspergillaceae
Product: putative amino acid permease family protein
Exons: 2
Coding region: 1-1641 (546 amino acids)
Biological process (GO): amino acid transport; transmembrane transport
Cellular component (GO): membrane
Molecular function (GO): transmembrane transporter activity
Source: RefSeq, a predicted model, not a curated record